CAUACUUUGACGACAUGAGAUUCGGCCGCCGGAUUGCUCACUUCUAGUCGGAUAUCGCCCUUGUCAAUCAAAUUCCCGAGUCUCGACCUCGGCAUUGGGAUGCCUCUCGUGCUCUAAAUGCGCGCAUUACGGCAUUAGUCUAGAUUAGUCUGCAGCUUCUAGGGCUUGUAUCUACUUUCUCCAUGGGAGGAAACAAAGAGCAGGAAAAGAUCCACACAAAGAUCGUAUUAACCUCUCUGUCAGCCAUGGUUGCAGAGACGACGACAUUUCCUAUAGACCUCACGAAGACAAGGCUUCAACUUCACGGCGAAUCCCUCCAUUCCACUCGUCCGACCAACGCGUUCCGCGUCGUUUCGCAGAUAAUUCGGAUAGAAGGCCUGCUCGCACUCUACAAGGGCUUGUCUCCUGCAAUUAUCCGGCAUCUCUUCUAUACACCGAUUCGUAUUGUUGGAUACGAGUACAUAAGAAAUGCAGUCCCGAAUGUCCCUCUAUCUCUCCCCGGGAAAGCCUUCAUUGGAGGAAUCUCCGGCGUAAUCGCCCAGGUUGUGGCAAGCCCAGCUGAUCUUGUUAAGGUGAGAAUGCAAGCAAAUGGUCUCCAAGUGAGCCGGGGUCUCCAGCCGAGGUACACAGGGUCAUUUGAUGCUUUAAACAAGAUAAUAGGCACAGAAGGUCUCGGGGGACUUUGGAGAGGAGUUAUCCCUAAUGUUCAAAGGGCAUUUUUAGUGAACAUGGGGGAGUUAGCCUGCUAUGAUCAUGCAAAGCAUUUUAUUAUCCAGAGUGAGAUUUGUGAUGACAAUAUAUAUGCUCACACCUUGGCAUCUGUUAUGUCGGGUCUUUCAGCAACUGCUUUGAGUUGUCCAGCAGAUGUAGUUAAAACAAGAAUGAUGAACCAAGCUGCAAGCAAGGAGGCUAAAGUCAUCUAUAAGAAUUCUUAUGAUUGUUUAAUGAAGACUAUGAAAAUAGAAGGGUUAAGUGCACUGUGGAAGGGGUUCUUUCCUACAUGGGCAAGGCUUGGUCCUUGGCAGUUUGUAUUUUGGGUUUCAUAUGAGAAAUUACGGUAUAUAGCAGGUCUUUCCUCCUUCUGAAUUCUGAUAAAUACUUUUAUAUGUAAUCCAUUUGUUAGUUCAAUUAACUAUUUAAUGAUCAUAGCAAAAUAACAGCUUUUUAAGCAAAAGCUGGCUUUGUAUCUAUCUGGCCUUCUAUCCACUUUUUGUGGGUAGCAAGGAGUUUCUUAAUGAAACCAAUACAAUUACUUGUCACAAAAAAAA
This is a messenger RNA of Nelumbo nucifera (sacred lotus), 1268 nucleotides long. It is a transcript of the gene UCP3, whose product is annotated as Mitochondrial substrate carrier family protein. The record is from RefSeq and is a predicted model, not a curated record. NCBI's taxonomy places the organism in Eukaryota, Viridiplantae, Streptophyta, Magnoliopsida, Proteales, Nelumbonaceae. Gene Ontology annotation, biological process: transmembrane transport.